UAAACAGAAAAAAAAAUCAUUAUUUUGUUUUUUUUUGGGGUCCAUAUUUGUUUUUUUUUAACAUACCGGAGAUAUAAUUUUCACGGCGGAAAAAAUAUGUCGUCGGCGAUGCUUAGAUUUGGUUUACUCACUAUCUUCACGGUGCUCUUGUCUUAUUCGAAUUUGUCUGAUGGAUUACUGCAACCUCGUAGGAUUUCUCAUGGUUUAUCCGAAGGGAACAAGUACUUGACGAGGGAUGAGCUCUGGUUCAAUCAAACCCUAGACCACUACUCUCCUUCUGAUCAUCGGGAAUUCAGACAGCGAUACUAUGAGUAUCUUGACUUUUUACGGGUUCCUGACGGACCUAUCUUUCUGAUUAUCUGCGGUGAAGGUCCUUGUAACGGAAUCCCCAAUGAUUAUAUAACUGUGUUAGCAAAGAAGUUUGAAGCGGGUAUCGUUUCGCUUGAGCAUCGUUACUACGGGAAGAGCUCACCUUUUAACUCAUUGGCUACUGAGAAUCUCAAGUAUCUUUCAUCUAAACAGGCCCUUGACGAUUUAGCUUCUUUCCGCCAAUAUUACCAGGACUCUUUGAAUGUUAAGUUCAAUAGAAGUAGAAGUGUUGAGAAUCCGUGGUUCUUCUUUGGAACGUCUUAUCCUGGAGCUUUAAGUGCUUGGUUCCGGCUUAAGUUUCCUCAUUUGACCUGUGGAAGCCUUGCUAGUUCUGCAGUUGUUCGUGCUGUCUACGAAUUCCCUGAAUUUGAUCAACAGAUAGGUGAGUCGGCUGGACCGGAAUGUAAAGCUGCUCUACAGGAGACUAAUAAACUCGUGGAACUAGGGCUUAAAGUAAACAACAAGGCUGUGAAAGCUCUCUUCAACGCCUCUGAGCUUGAUGUUGAUGCUGAUUUCUUAUACUUGAUAGCGGAUGCACAAGUUAUGGCGAUCCAAUACGGAAACCCAGAUAAACUAUGUGUACCACUUGUGGAAGCUAACAAGAAUGGUGGUGAUUUAGUGGAAGCAUAUGCUAAAUAUGUUAGAGAGUUUUGCGUGGGUGUUUUCGGGCUAAGCCCUAAAACAUAUAGCCGGAAACAUCUGCUAGACACUGCAAUCACCUCGGAGAGUGCAGAUAGGCUUUGGUGGUUCCAAGUUUGCACUGAAGUGGCAUAUUUCCAGGUGGCACCUGCUAACGAUAGCAUCCGGUCUCAUCAAAUCAAUACAGAGUAUCAUUUGGAUCUAUGCAAGAGUCUGUUUGGGAAAGGUGUUUAUCCUGAGGUCGAUGCAACAAACCUGUACUAUGGAAGUGAUAGAAUUGCUGGGACCAAGAUUAUCUUCACAAAUGGGUCACAGGAUCCAUGGCGUCAUGCAUCCAAACAGACAUCAUCUCCUGACCUGCCUUCUUACAUACUGACUUGUCAAAACUGUGGCCAUGGAAGUGACCUUCGUGGAUGCCCUCAAUCUCCAAUGGUCAUCGAAGGUGAUUCCAAGAAUUGCAGUUCACCAGAUGCAGUAAACAAAGUGAGGCAACAUAUAAUAGAACACAUUGACUUGUGGCUCUCCGAGUGUCGUGGAGGAAUUAGAAGUUCCAUGUAGAUAGUCACACGAACCGCGUUUCUGCAGAUAAAUAAAACUUCAGAUGUAUGUUCCAAACUUGUAUCUUUGUAAUUGUAACCUCUGGAUGUAUUAUGUUUCGAACGUUUUAUCUUCGAAACGUAUACAAUAGUUACACGCAUGGACCAUAGCCGUCAAAACGCAUGAUUUUAGCAUA
Messenger RNA from Camelina sativa (false flax), 1741 nucleotides. Its product is annotated as putative serine protease EDA2. Lineage: Eukaryota; Viridiplantae; Streptophyta; Magnoliopsida; Brassicales; Brassicaceae. Gene Ontology annotation, molecular function: dipeptidyl-peptidase activity; serine-type exopeptidase activity. The record is from RefSeq and is a predicted model, not a curated record. Gene Ontology annotation, cellular component: vacuole. Gene Ontology annotation, biological process: proteolysis.